This is a messenger RNA of Cladocopium goreaui, 1308 nucleotides long. Lineage: Eukaryota; Dinophyceae; Suessiales; Symbiodiniaceae. The record is from the annotation of a GenBank genome assembly.
UAGCAGAGUAGCCCUGGUCGUGCGAAACAAAAGGAUUGGAGGCAGGAGUCCUUCAAUUGUGCGCGGCCAUUGGCGAGCUUCACACCGAAUAUGUUUUGUUCGACAUGUUGUUGUGGGAAUGAAGUAACCAGUGGAGGCAAAGACCGCGGCGAGCUGGAUCCGCAUGGUGGCGAGGCUGGCCUCAAAGUUCCAAGUCAGACUGAUGAGCAUGCAGCCCCGCCAACAAAGCGCGCGGAUGAAGCAUUAGCUGAUGAUUCGGGCACGCAGCUACCACUGGAGCCUCUACAAAAGGAAUCAUUUAUGGGCCAGGCUGCGUUGGGCAGAACUUUGCUGGAGGAGUUUCACGAUGGGAGCCCUUCAAAGAAUGGAGUCUCUUUCUCUUCGGCGAGUAUCAAUUACAAGGAAGGCAGCGAGCAGGCCUGCAAUUCAUCUGGAUUCUUGACUGCCAGAUCACUAGCGACCACCACUGCCGGGACCAAUCCCGAGUUCACAGUGCAGAUAGAGAGGGCCCAUGGUUCAUCCUUGGGCCUCAACCUGGAUGCACUUGAUGGGCAGACGUUGAUCAUCAGUGCCAUCAAGAUGGGGCCGGUGCGUGCCUACAACGAGCAACAGGAGGAUGAAGACAUGAUGCUUCAGAAUGGUGAUAGCAUCGUGGAAGUCAACGGUGCUAGGGGAAGUUCACAGGGCUUAUUAGAACACCUCAAGGUUGACACUGAACUGACAGUGACGCUGAAGCGGCCGGUCACCUUCAGCAUUAGCAUUGCCAGAGCUUAUGCCCCGCUGGGGCUCCAGGUUGAGCAUGCUCCAAAUGGAACAAGCCUUUUGGUGAAGACAGUCAACCCUGGCCUCAUCAAGGACUGGAAUCUGUCACAUCGAGGUAUGGGAAUUAAGCGGCGAGACCGUGUCAUUACAGUGAAUGGCUGCCAGGGAAAUCCUGCUGAGCUAAUGGCCAAGAUGAAGAUUGCGGCCGUCCAGGGCGAAAAGCUGGACAUCGAAGUAUGUCGCUACUGAUCCUCCAAGAGGAGACGGUGGGCAGUUCUGGAAGGACCCAACUUGGAUGUUGCCAGAGGGGUCACAAAGGCACGAGGAUUGGCGGAGCCAAAAGUAGUCAGCUCCCUUUUUACUGUGCAGAUUUGUGCAGCUUGUGGCUGACAUCAUUUUCCCCGGAGCUUCGCUGGGAACUGGCGGCGCUGGGUCUGGUGGUGCAAGAGAAAGCUUGCACAGCCACCAGUCACAGCUUUCGCCGCUCGCUUAGGUCUCUGUCUCCUAAACCUGGAAAACCCUGGUAGCUUCCUGCAUAGUCUCAGG